GGAUACGAAUCCGGCGGAGUCUCAGAAGCAACGACCAAUCUCAAAAAGGGAAGAAGGUGUGAAAGAAAAGAACCCGCCCCCAUCGACUCGGCUCCGAAUCACUCUCCCACCAGCGCCAACUUGCCCCAGCCCCUGCCACAGUUCAUGCCGCGCAGGGUGUAUAAUCCGGAGCCCAUCUCGUAUUUCAUCCCCGGCGAGGCCCCGGCGGAGCCCGCGCCUCGUGCUGCGCAGCGGAGGGAUCCGGAGGAGAGGCCCAGCUGGCUUCCAGAGAACUGGACGACUGAGUUGAGAAGGCGCAGUUCUGGAGCCACAGCUGGACAGACUGAUCGAUAUUACAUCGAACCAACGGGGAAACGCAGAUUCCGUUCGAAGCUUGAGGUGCUUCGCUUUCUGGAAACAGGAAGUAGUAAACCAAAGAGAAAGGCACCUUCUGCAACUGAGACUACGGCUUCAAGGAGUCCUGCAAGCCAAAUAUAAAGCAAGGCCAGCACGAAAGGGGAGAAAUUUGAGGCCUUUGUUUCUGAUAAUACACAACCACCACCACAUGUUAUCAACGCCGUGAACAGAUAUGGUAAGGCCAAGCGCGGGCAUGAUAGUGUUUAUGCACCUCUCUGGGGUCUCAAACUGAGAGCGCUUGUGUUUUCGUUACCGUAAUUCUUCAUAAAUUCUGGUGGUAGACAUUUUACUUGUUCCUUAUGUAGAAUUCAAACAUUAUUGUGCGUGAGUUCUCUUGUGGAAUGUUAAGAGAAUUCUUUAGUAUUUGAAAUUAUAUUUGGAAGCCCUCUUGAAGAUAGAGAUGGUAUCAAUGCAGUUUCCUUGUAGAAGUAGGAACAUUUGUAGAAUACUUUGCUCCAAUUGGUGUAGUGCAUGAGGUUGCUCCAAAUUUGGAUAUUGGAUUAUUUUGGUA
Messenger RNA from Salvia splendens (bonfire salvia), 907 nucleotides. RefSeq names its product methyl-CpG-binding domain-containing protein 5. Gene Ontology annotation, molecular function: DNA binding. Lineage: Eukaryota; Viridiplantae; Streptophyta; Magnoliopsida; Lamiales; Lamiaceae. The coding region runs from base 145 to 477 and encodes 110 amino acids. The transcript has 4 exons. The record is from RefSeq and is a predicted model, not a curated record.